Cordyceps militaris CM01 is the source of this 1176-nucleotide messenger RNA. RefSeq lists its product as uncharacterized. The coding region runs from base 1 to 1176 and encodes 391 amino acids. The transcript has a single exon. The record is from RefSeq and is a predicted model, not a curated record. NCBI's taxonomy places the organism in Eukaryota, Fungi, Ascomycota, Sordariomycetes, Hypocreales, Cordycipitaceae.
AUGGACGAACCAGGCUGGGCAUGGCCCGCCUGGAAGUUUAACAUGAGGAGGGAUGACCUCUUCACUUCUCUCCACGACCGAUACAACACUAUCACCUUCGCCCUUCAAGACCCCGAAGCCUUCCACCUCGAUGUCUUGGAGCUCUCUGUUCAGGCUGGUACUGCUGAGGAGUUCCACCAACUGAUGGCUGAGCGCAAGGACCAGCGCACCAAGGAGAUUAAUAACUGCUUUGAGUCUCUCGCCGUUGAAAUCAUCGCCAACCCUCGGUUGAUGGGUACCGAUCAGUGGCACCACGCCGUCCAGCUUUUCCGAACCAAAUCCUACGACUCUAUCGUUCGCUACUUUGCCAGCUACAUCCCGGAGGAGUAUAUUGAUGAGCAACAGUGCUCAUCACCAGCCUCUGAAGCCUUAACUUCGGAGGGCUACUCUACGUGUACCACCAGCACCAAUAUUACCGACGUCGAGGACAUGUCACAGUUUCUCGACCAGGAUGCCUUUUUCCCCAACGGUCCCGUCAUGGCCGUCCAGCCCUGCUCCAUGGAUGUACAGGCCCCCCUCUCUCCGCCGCACUCAGAGGCUUGCCCUUCAGAGGAUUCCGACGAUGCCAGCCUUCCCUCUACUGGCCGGUCCUCUCGAUCAGCAUCUUUCUGUGCCUCCGAAUCCGGAAGGCUUUCGGGUUUCCUCCGUCAUCUAUCGAAGGACGAUGACGAUACGACAUCUCAGUCUGACAGUGGUGAAACCGUACUCACGUCGGUUUGCGACUCUGUUGAGACGAUAUCGUCUAUUGAUCCAUCGGACCACUACAAUGACUCGAAAGCCCUACCCAUGACUCCUCAAGACGAUGAAGAUUGGGACAUUAACAACCUACCUAUUCAAUACUCUGAAGAAGAACUCGACGAUACCCUCACCUAUGAUACCCUGGAUUCCGAGAUAGCAACACCUAAACCGCUGCCGGAAACUACUAAUUAUCUCGAGCAUCCUUUCAAGGCUACUGCCAUCCGAGCCUUAUCCGCGAGGCGAUCCCAAUCGCCCAAAGCAUAUAUCAGAAACCGAACCUCAGCGACGGUGUCGCGUGUCAAUAGUCGGAGGAGCCCUGAAGAGGUCUUUUCCAAAAUACAAAAAGCCCCAACCGAGGCUGCCCGAAGGCGGCCGAGGACCGGAAUGGGGCUUGACUAG